AUGUCCACCUCCAGCACUGUCCCGUCUGAAGAGCAGUUCCUGUGCUCUGUCUGUCUGGAUGUGUUCACUGAGCCAGUCUCUAUUCCAUGUGGACACAACUUCUGCAAGGUCUGUAUCAGUGAAUACUGGAACACCACUGCCCUGUGCCAGUGUCCACUGUGUAAGGACACAUUCAAUAGAAGACCGGACCUAAAAACCAACACAACACUCAGAGAUGUUGCAGAUCAUUUUAAGAGGAUGAAGGUCACAGACAGAGAGGAGUCCUCUUCCAAGCCUGGAGAAGUAGCACAAGUGCAGCAGAUGGUCCAGGAGCGACUGCUGAAGGUUAAAGACAUCAAAUACUCAGUAGAGCUCAGCCAGAGAGAAGCAGAGAGAGAGAUAGCAGGAAGUGUGGAGGUCUUCACUGCUCUGGUGCGCUCCAUUGAGAGAAGUCAGGGUGAGGUUAUUGAGGAGGUUGAGGAGAAGCAGAAAGCAGCUGAGAGGCAGGCUGAAGGGCUCAUUGAAGAACUGGAGCAGGAAAUCACUGAGCUGCUGAGGAGAGGCACUGAGCUGGACCACGUCCACCAGAACUCUGCAUCCCCAAUCAAGGACUGGUCUGAGAUCAGUGUUCACAGGGAUCUGCAUGUAGGAACUGUGAGGAGAGCUCUGUCUCAGCUGGAGGAGAUGCUUCAGAAAGAGAUGGAGAAGUUGUGUAAUGCUGAGCUGAAGAUGAUACAGCAGUGGUCAGUGGAUGUGACUCUGGAUCCUGAUACAGCACAUCCCAAGCUCAUUGUUUCUAAGGACAGGAAACAAGUGAGCUAUGGAGACAUACGGCAGAAUAUCCCUGACAACCCAAAGCGGUUUGAAUGUUAUCUAUCGGUCCUGGGAAAGGAGGGCUUCUCCUCAGGGAGAUUCUACUUUGAGGUUCAGGUGAGAGGGAAGAUUGAAUGGCAGGUAGGAGUGGCCAGAGAGUCCAUCAUCAGGAAGGGCCCAACGGCUGUAAGCCCUGAGGGUGGACUCUGGACUCUGUAUAGGAAUAGGAAUAAGUAUAUAGCCAAGGACACACCCCAUAUGCACCUCUUCCUGAGUCAGAAACCCCAGAAGGUGGGGGUGUUUGUGGAUUACGAGGAGGGUCAGAUCUCCUUUUAUGAUGUAGAAAACUGGUCUCAUAUCUACUCUUUCACUGGUUGUACCUUCACUGAGAAGCUAUAUCCAUACUUGAACCCCUGUGAUAAUGAGGAGGGUCCAAACUCAGCCCCAUUGGUCAUCUCUCCUGUCAAUCACACUGACUGAAUUGGGGUCCAAUAAGGCAGAAGUGCUGAUAAUAUUGGGCCGCUUUUCAAGGUGUCUGCCAAGAAGUCGUACACCAAAUUUCAUAACAUCUAGGGAUUUAACAUCAUGUCAGAAACUACAUCAACAUGAUCAUCUGAAGCAUGACUGCAAUUUAUCUAACGUGGUGUUCAAUGAUUGGUUCAUUUGUGCAGCAUGACUUCUUUGCGGCCUGUUUAGACCAUGAUGUUUGAUAUGGUUUUGGUGUUAAAAUCAGAGGAUGAUGCUUGAAAUCUGAUCUACAGUAGAAUAUGUUUUAGUUUGUGUCUUUGUUCCCAUUUCUUUUCCCCAUGUUUCAGUAUAGUGUGUUGAGACGUUGUUUGGAUUCAUUUGGGAGUAUGUACUGAAUUAUCCAAAUCUAGUACAAUGCAUCCAAUUUCUUGUGAGUUUUCAUUGUAUGUGGUCAAUGUCAAAUAAACAUAAUAAAUACAGUGAAUAAAUGUGUUGUUCUUGUUUUUAUGAGUCUAAGUUGUUUAUAAGAACGAUGCAUCCCAGAGGG
Molecule: messenger RNA, 1807 nt
Organism: Oncorhynchus nerka (sockeye salmon)
Lineage: Eukaryota; Metazoa; Chordata; Actinopteri; Salmoniformes; Salmonidae
Product: E3 ubiquitin-protein ligase TRIM21-like
Exons: 2
Coding region: 1-1272 (423 amino acids)
Biological process (GO): protein ubiquitination
Cellular component (GO): cytoplasm
Molecular function (GO): protein binding; ubiquitin protein ligase activity
Source: RefSeq, a predicted model, not a curated record